Molecule: messenger RNA, 1075 nt
Organism: Annulohypoxylon truncatum
Lineage: Eukaryota; Fungi; Ascomycota; Sordariomycetes; Xylariales; Hypoxylaceae
Exons: 4
Coding region: 167-952 (261 amino acids)
Biological process (GO): regulation of DNA-templated transcription
Molecular function (GO): DNA-binding transcription factor activity
Source: RefSeq, a predicted model, not a curated record
GUCUUCUCAAUCUUAAACAAUCUUAAAGUUGAACUCGCCUCAAAUCAAACGAAUAUCUUCCAUUAUACCGGUAUUACGCAUACCGUGUGCUUCUAGGCACGGUCAAUACUACAUAAUCACAAACCAGAAAACCAGAAAAAACGCCCUUUCUAAAUAUCAGUUAGCCAUGCCCGGCAACAUGUCAGCACCAGAAUCGACCAAGAGCGGAAAGCGUAAAGGCACCAGAAGCGUGUCAAGUCUUACUCCUGCACAGCUUGCCCGAAAGCGGGCCAAUGAUCGGGAAGCACAAAGGGCAAUUCGGGCACGGACGAAGGAGCAUAUUGAGAACCUUGAGAGAGAAAUAGAAGACCUUCGAAACCAUCAAAAUCGCGAUCAAACCAUUCAGAAUUUGCUCCGGAAGAAUGAAGCCUUAGAGGAAGAAAUUCGUCAAUUACGAGGGUCUAUGGGAUUGCGCAACAACGACGCCAACGACCCCUAUCAAGCCGUCUUCCAUGGCUCCAGUCCUCCCCGUCCAUCUUCGUUUCCUCAUGCCGCUACAAGCUACCCUAUCUUGCAGAGCAUGGCUGCUUACCAUAACAUACCUGAUACUACAGAACCAUGGUCUUCAAACGUAGCAUAUUCUAUAACAUCCACAGCUUCAAGUCCUGCCUCUUCCGGAGGUACAGAUGACUUUGGAAGUAAUUACAUCUCCACAAGCGCCCCAACAACCUCUCUUGAGAGGUCAAGUCUCCCGUCUAGCAGUCACUCCCCUACCGCUGCUUCGUUCGAACGCAGCGAUAGCGGUUUCGAAAGCAUGAAGCCAGAAUUUGGAUGCUCACAAAUCGGCGCCAUGCCUAUGAACCCUACUUAUCACUUUCAGCCGUGGAACACGUACCCUAUGCAAUACCAGGCUUCCCCGACAACUUUGGAUCAUGUGCACCAGAUGUCGCAAAUUGGGCGAUGUCAAUUUUGAUUGCAUAGUCUCGUAUCGAAACGAGAUGCAAUACGUGUCACAUGCCGGGCAUUACCGACGCUUGGUGGUUGUGGAAUGAGGAUGACCACAACUGGUCGUCAUCCUAGAACCUACCCGCUCGAA